Diachasma alloeum is the source of this 4424-nucleotide messenger RNA. RefSeq lists its product as uncharacterized. The coding region runs from base 568 to 3105 and encodes 845 amino acids. Lineage: Eukaryota; Metazoa; Arthropoda; Insecta; Hymenoptera; Braconidae. The transcript is spliced from 2 exons. The record is from RefSeq and is a predicted model, not a curated record.
ACCCGCUUCGUACGGAAAGAGAAUCGUGCGCAGACGCGAGACGAUUUUUAUACCGCAAUUUGAACCUUCAAUUAUUAAUUUACUACCAUCGACUCUGGAACCGAGAAAAAAGCUCGAAAUUCACGGAUAUCAAACGUAAGCGAAGGAUACUGUUUGACAUUUUCUCGUCAAUUUUUGAGCCUUUUUUCCCUGUCGGCCGGAGCUGAAAGUGAAAAGUCCGGAGCGGAGGGACAGGUGGACUUGGUCAGUGACAGUUGAGGGAUUAUUAUCUUUUCGGGGGGCAAAUUAAUUGCAAUGUCAUCGGUGAAAUGUUCAGUUCUGUUGUGAAAUUGUUGUUGAACUUAUCAGUGUUGUGGUGAUGAUAGUGGGGGUGGUGGGGGUUUUGCAACGUGACAGAUCUCGAGAGUUUUGUGAUCAAGUUUUCACCCGGAAUUGUGACAGCUACAGCUGAGCCAGUUGGAGAAUACAACAACGAUUUUUUUAAUUGAACCUUUUCAAUGCGUCGACUAAUUCGUCGAAGUCCACUGAAGAGUUAAACCGGGGGAAUUCUUCAGCACCGAGGUAACCAUGGCGUCGAUGGAGAUACGACGAAGAUUACUUUUUAUCGCCCUGAGCAUAGGACUGCUUGCGACGUCAUCAGCAGCACCGAUGGGAAAGGAUUCGCGACCGCAGACGCGGAGGAAAUCACUGGUGUCUUCAGUCAAGAAUUCCGAUGAGGUUGGCAACCCUGAGGAUCUCGCCUGGCAAGCGGAGUUCCUGGUGGAUCAAGGGGGCGUCAAUCUUCUUCGGAAAAUCACACCAAAGAGCAUCUUCAUUGCUCCGUCACUGCAGGCCCUGCCAUCUUGUGCUGAAGGGUAUCAACCCGAUGCGAUGAACCGCUGCAUCAAGAACGUGAACAUCAAUCAUGAAGCGCACCUCGACUUUCUUGUUCAAAGGUUGAACGCCAUGUACGCGAAUUUUGGGGGGAGCAAGUCUGAAGCAGCAGCUAGCUCGGGGUCGGUUCCUACGGGACCUCUGCAGCUGGAUCUUCUGAACAUUCCGGUUAUCGUUGAGGCUGAGGAUCAGGAGGAGGAGGAAGACGCUGCGGCGCCAUCGACUUCCUUAUUUUCUUCAGAGGAGGAAGAUAACAGAAGGGGAGAAGAGAAUCCUCCGAUCGUAGUGGACGAUAAGGAUGAGGAGGAUGAAAAAGAGUCUGAUCAAAAGCCGUUUUUUCACGAGUCUCAAACUACCAAGGAUGGUAGCGAGAAUGAGGACAGCAAUUCAGGAAAGUACGAUGAUGUUGUUCCAUCGCUAGUUGAUUUUAUAGACGACACAAAUUCAAGUUAUUCAGAAGUAAUUGAUCAUAAAGUUGAUGCUGGCGACAGACUUCAUAAUCACACAAUCUCUGAAGAAGAAUCAAAAUUAGAUGAUGUCAAGGGUGAUGAUUCUAGAGAGAAGACGCCUCGGAAUGACUCAUCGUUGGCUUCAACAGUUGUUCUUUUAUUAACUCCAACGAAACUACCGGUUUCAAACGGAGAUUUGAUAGUUGCUCAUAAUAGCAGCACUGGUAUGCUGAGUGUGCGUAGGGAUAAGGAGAAUGGAACUGAAACUGAGGAGAUUAUCACUGUUAAUUUGCCAGAGCGCUUGGCAACUGCCUCGACCCCGAUUCUGAUUCUUUUCAAUGGGUCAGUGUCUGAUACUUCGGAGGUUCAGUCGUCGACUACUGAGGAAGCACAGACGGAGGAAACUGAGACGGAACUUCCUGGGGUGAAUGAGGACUCAGAGGAUGUUGAAGAAUCAACGGAGAGUGACAACGAAAUUCUCGCGCACAGUGAAGCUGGUAUGAUGGUGACGGUGCUGCCUCGUGUCCAGGCAUCAUCAACCCCUGUUGGCGAUGACAAAGAUACGACAGCGAGUAGAAUAUCAAGUACGAUAACCAUCAACGAUGACUUUGUCCGAGAGACAAUUGUCCUCGGUCUGAAUCUCCAUAACGACUCGAACACACCGAAUACCUCGGAGCCUGAAGACCAGACAUCAUCGACAUUUCUCGCAGAUGAGAAGAUCGUCACAGUCACCCCGGAAAUGUCCUCGGAGGAGGAAACAACGUCUCUCCCUGAAGAUACGUCAUCCUUCACCGAAGUACCCGAGAAUGAGGAAACGACUGCGGACAAUUCCGAUGACAGGAAGGAAUCCACGACGUCGAGAGAAAUUACAAAACAAUCGGAGCUUCCGGCAACAACGACAAUGUACAGCGACGUCUCCACGGACCAGAGGGAAUCGUCCCCGGUAAUAAAAGUCGAGGAACACUUCGAUGAAAACAUUACCGACAAGCCAUCAACAAGACCUCCGUCGGCGAGUCAACGUCCGGAGGAGUCUGACAGCUCCGAAAUCAUGACCGCGUCUUCCUCCAACAACGCAGAAGCAAUUUUCGCUCAACAGCCGUCCGAAAACACUCGUUACUCGUCACCAAUUAAGCAGAACAGAAAGCCACUAGGCCCUCAGGCCCCUGACUUUCCAGAUAGAUCGGCUGUCAAAUACGACACAGCAACAGCUUCAGAGAACACAGAAAACAUCUACACAGAAAUCAAGACAAUUGAUGAUCAGUUGGAGCUGCAAAAGGUCCCGGAGGCCGGUAGCUUCGUCCCGGAUCAACGGAAGGUGGAUUCUGGCAGCCAAGCUAAGGACUUCGUCAGGUUUCCGACGUCCGAUAAGAUUCGAAAUCGUCCCGGCUACGUCAGGUUUCCUUCGCAACAGGUCAACAGCAUCCACACACCAGACGACUUCAAGGACAGACGUCAUCAUCGACCUUUCAACCAACGAGUCCCACUGGAGAACCUCUCCAGUCCUCAGAAGCAGGUGUACUGGCCAGACUGGCGGAACGAACAUCAAGGCUCGAUUCGCUCCAAACCUGAUGUCAACGACGGGUCAAGGGAUCGAUCUCCGUUCUGGUUCUGGGCGAGAAUGCCUCUCGUCAAGGACCCCAGUCUCCUCCGUUACGCGACGAACCCAGACACCCUAGAUCGGUCAGACAACCGAUCUCAUGGACCGAGACGGAUCAACUACUACAAAGAGAUCUCCCCUCAUGAUGCCCCCAGAGCCUUCGCCAGAAGCACUAUCGGAGGCUAAUCUCUCAACUCAUUGUGAGUUCAGGACUGGACUCUCGAUUUCUCUUUUGAGAAACUGCACCCGAAGAUUCUUCCUCAAGUGAUUGAGAUAAUCAUUUUAGGGACUAGAGUCGAUAUGGUUGACCAAGAAAAUAGGUUUUACACGAUGGAAAACCAUGCGCUGGUGUAGCACAAAAACUUGUUCAUCCGACGCACAUUCAAAGACUGAUUUAUCAGAAGAUUUUGAUUAAGAAUAUUAUUGAAAAAUGUAUGUUUAGGACGGAAAUCGUGGAAGUGUUGGGACGUUUUAAGAGUCCAGCGCUCAGAGUCAUUUCGCACGGAAACUUCAAGACUUGGAGAGGUUCUUAGUGUCGAUGGAUGGUGUAUGGAUUUAUUUAUUCAUGAUGAACGUUAGAGUUUUACGCGCUGUCUUGGGGGCUUUGGCGGACUCAUAUGUGUUUUUUUUUCUGAUAGUAAAAAAAAUCAUUAUGUGGGAAAAUGAAAGGUUCUGGCGGGAAAAAUUUAUGUGUUUAGAUGCGCAUUUUGUUUUAGAGUGUAAAUGCACGUACUAAAUGUGUAAAUGUCGGUGUCAGCUUGUAGAAGUCGAUCUCAUCUCUUUCUGGGCUCGAGGAAGAUGCUUUUUUUUUAAAUGAAAAUAAGAACAUCGGUGUGGAUUGAAUGUAUCGGUGUUUAGAAAACGAGAUAUUACUGAUGAAUUGUUCGUUUGAAUACUUUGACAUUGCGGCCAGUAACAGUUACCGUCUUAAAUCUCAUUAACGCACGCGAGAUGCACUCAUUCCCCAAAUAAUUGGCCCUUCCCGAGAGAAUACAUAAAGUAAAAAAAAUGAUAAUCAGCGAAAAUUUACGUAAAAGUAUCUCAGUAUGUCGAUAUACAUAUCCGAAAUUGUAUGUCAUUAAUGUUUGUGUACAUAAUUGAUUGUUUAAUUAUCUGUAGAGUUAACUGUAUAUACCGCGUAUUACCGAAGUCGUAGAUGAUCGAAUGCCGUGGUUAAACGAUCGAAAUAGAAUAAUGAACUAUUAUUAAUGAAUUGUAACUGUGUCGAGUUAUUGUAUUAUUUAUAUGUAAACUUAAAAAUUGUGAAAAAUGAACGAAUUAUAUAUAUUAUUGAUGUAAUUGUGUGUAGAAUUGUUACGCACUUUUGGUGGUACGAAGUGAAGAAAAAAGAAAUAUUCAUCAGUCAAAUUUACCGAUGAUGUUGAGUCUGAACCGGUGGUCCGUUCUGCUUUUGCUUUUCAUUCAUCCAGAUGUUAAAUCCUGAACGAGUUUGAAAAUUUCCUUCAAUGUCUACGUGUACAAAUAAAUUUUAACUGCACUAAUAA